CUAAUUUCAAAGAAGUAAAAUUCUCUCUCCCUGACCUAGCGCCUUUGUUUGAGCUGAGAAGAGUGUGACGAGGCCUCAGUACCCAAACCAAAAAUGGCGUCGAAGCUUUCCAUGCUUAGGAGCAGAAGUGAGAACAUGGCGUGCAUUUUCGGCAUCAGGAGGUGGAACCACAUCGCAGCAAUUCCUCCGUCCUCGGAUGGGGCCAUUCAACGGACGAUGAUUUCAUCGCCACCGUUUGCUCUGCCAGAGUUUUAUCGGGAGACUGAGAAGGAUAACAAAGUCGGAUUCGGGUUGCCCAGUUUUCUGUUCGGUGGGUCCAUGGAGCUCAUGGCUGUCCCCAAGAGGAAGACUACUCCCCACAAGAGAGGCAUAAGAAAUGGCCCGAAAGCUCUGAAGCCUGUUCCUGUGAUAAUCCGAUGCAGGAGCUGUGGUCGAGUCAAGCUGCCACAUUAUUAUUGUUGCAGUGGACAUAGGGGAAGUACCGGUGAGCGGGAGGUAUAGAGCUUUGGAUGGGAAUUUGAAACUGUUAGAUUUUUUCAGAAUUGAUAUGGAGCAUUCUGUUUCUGAGUUCGUUCUUUUGAAAAAUUGAUUAUGCUACAAAAUCUUAUGUGGGUAUUAGAUCUUUACUUGGUUCAGAUUUUGCUGGUUAGAAUUAAAUCUAUUUUCAUCUUGUAUAAAUUGUACUUGAGACAUGUAGGUAAAGUCUGUCAUAUCAAUUCCCCGCCUUGCUUUACGAAUAUCUGAAAUGCAAGACAGGACAAUAAUUAUUGUUUUAGAUUUCUGGACCAAGUACCUCGAUUCAUGUAUAUCUUAUGCAAUACAUAUAUGGGUUUCCUCUUGCUUUGCUCA
Messenger RNA from Rosa chinensis, 849 nucleotides. RefSeq lists its product as uncharacterized. Gene Ontology annotation, molecular function: structural constituent of ribosome. The record is from RefSeq and is a predicted model, not a curated record. NCBI's taxonomy places the organism in Eukaryota, Viridiplantae, Streptophyta, Magnoliopsida, Rosales, Rosaceae. The transcript has 3 exons. Gene Ontology annotation, biological process: translation. Gene Ontology annotation, cellular component: mitochondrial large ribosomal subunit. Bases 94 to 501 code for a protein of 135 amino acids.